ACAUAUCCAUCAAAUAAUUAAAAGAGACAGGCGGCUGCUUACUAACACUUGAAAUGGCCUCUUCCAAGGUUUUCUUCAUCAUCUUUGCUAUUUUUGCAGCCUCUGUUGCUUUGAAUUUAGCAACUGAGCAUAUAAUUGGAGAUGAUAAAGGAUGGAGACUUCAAUUACCAGGCUUGGGCAGCAGCAAAGAUUUCCGGGUUGGAGACCAACUUGUUUUUAAGUAUCAAGAAGGAGCCCACAAUGUGCUUAGAGUUGAUGGAACUGCAUUUCAGCAGUGUGCAGCACCAGCUGCAACUCAGGCCCUUACCUCUGGAAAAGAUUAUAAAUCUCACCACCCCAGGACAAAAAUGGUAUAUUUGUGUUAUUGGGACGCACCGUGCCUCCGGAAACAUGAAGCUGGCCAUUACUUUGCUAGCUGAAGGUGAAUCCCCUGGUCAUUCACUGGCUGCUAGCCCAGACACAUCAGCUGCAAGAACAAAUGCUGCACCUACAUACUACGGCUGGAUUGUGCUUAUUCUUGGCAUUAUUGGGUUGGCUUAAUGCCAUAAGUAGUUAGAUGUUGGGAAUUCGAAUUUACUCCUGUUUGUUGCCUUUUGAUUUGGGGAAUUUGAUUCUAUUGUCUUUAUUUGUUUUAGUCCAGACAUAUAUGCUGGAAUCCAGAACUUUAUAGUCCCAUAUCUUUCCAUUCAAUUAAGACGACAGUGUUAA
This is a messenger RNA of Rubroshorea leprosula, 708 nucleotides long. Lineage: Eukaryota; Viridiplantae; Streptophyta; Magnoliopsida; Malvales; Dipterocarpaceae. The record is from the annotation of a GenBank genome assembly.